GCUAAGUGGUCGCCAUGGAGCUUACGGGCGAGUACGUCGGGUGUGAUGGGGAGACCCGGCGGCUGCAAGUGUCCUGUGAGGCGUCGGGCGACGCGGACCCUCUCCAGAGCCUGUCGGCGGGUGUGGCCAGAAUGAAGGAGCUGGUGGCCGAGUUCUUCGGGCCCCUCGUGGAGCGGGACGCGCAGGGCGUGACAGCAGAUCCGGACGACGCUCUGGACGAGGCUGGGGCAGGAGGAUUGAAAGUUGGAGCCUUGAUUGUACUACGUGUCAAGAUCUUGCUUCAAAUAAAAGAUGAAGACAUCGGAGCACUGCUAUUUCCUAACCGUCACAUGCUAGGACUUGCAGAAGACCUGUGCUCUAGUUGGGGAACUCAUUUAUUUUCUGGCAUUGGAACAAGUUUGUCACAUAGAAAACUUCCUGUUUCUAACAAAGAAAAGUACAAUAAAUGUUUGGGAAUGAAGUCUUGUUUUCUCAUUCCAAAAUACAGUGGAGCCAUUCAUAAUGGGUAAAAUCUAAAUUGACAAACGAGUUUUUAUGUUUGUUUUUCUCUUUUAAAAUGACCAUUGAGGCUGGAUGGUUGGUGGCACAUGCCUUUAAUCCCAGUACUCACUCAGGAGACAGAAGCAGGCUGCUUCCUCUGAGUUUUCUGAGAAUCUCUAAGUUCGAGGCCAGACUGGUCUACAGAGUGAAUUCCAGGAGCUACACAGAGAAC
Molecule: messenger RNA, 712 nt
Organism: Peromyscus leucopus (white-footed mouse)
Lineage: Eukaryota; Metazoa; Chordata; Mammalia; Rodentia; Cricetidae
Gene: Gon7
Product: GON7 subunit of KEOPS complex
Exons: 2
Coding region: 15-509 (164 amino acids)
Cellular component (GO): EKC/KEOPS complex
Source: RefSeq, a predicted model, not a curated record